This is a messenger RNA of Helianthus annuus (common sunflower), 2394 nucleotides long. RefSeq names its product protein FAR1-RELATED SEQUENCE 5-like. The coding region runs from base 1 to 2394 and encodes 797 amino acids. Lineage: Eukaryota; Viridiplantae; Streptophyta; Magnoliopsida; Asterales; Asteraceae. The record is from RefSeq and is a predicted model, not a curated record. Gene Ontology annotation, biological process: regulation of DNA-templated transcription. The transcript has 8 exons.
AUGGAUGAGAAUGUGAGAAGAAUGAGUGAAAUAUUGAGCCGUUACAACGGCUAUAUAUUUGAAAACUUGGCCCGUCGAAGUCGUCUGUGGGGAGCCGGAUUAGCCGGGACGGGAAGAGGGGGCGAUAUUCCUACAUACCAGCCCGUUGGUAAUGUUCAGGUGUCCCCAAAUUCUGGAAGGAGGACAUUUAUUCCAGAUGUUGAUGAUUUGAUUAAGCCUCAGAUGCAUAUGACGUUUGAUUCGCUGGAAAAUGCUUUUCUUUUUUACCAAAGAUAUGCUAAGGCGGGAGGUUUCACAGCUAGGAAGGGUACUCAAUACGAGCCUCGAAAGGGUGUAAUACUUAAUAAAUGGUUCGUAUGCUCAAAAGAGGGUACUAAACCCUUAAAGGCGAUUGACUCGACUCAGGAAGCUGGUAGUUCUAAUGUUAACUCGAAGUCUAAGAUUACUCGCAGGGUUCCUUAUAUAAGGACCGGAUGUGAAGCGUGCAUUCGGGUUAAGUUAAUAACUCCGGAUAAUCUUUACGUGGUUUAUUACUUCGAGGAGUCGCAUAAUCACUCAUUUGUUGCUGAAGAUGACAGGUACUUGCUUCCUGAAAACAGAUCUAUGAAUUACGUACAGGAAGAAGCCGUGAAUGCUUUGAGUGCCAUAAACGUUGGUCCAGUUAGAGCGUUUAACAUUAUGAGGACUCUUUAUGGAGGUUUCGAUAAGGUAGGCGCAACUAAAGUUGACUUCAAGAACUUCAAGAGAGACUUAAAUAGGUAUAUAGCUGAGUACGAUGCUGACAUGGUUAUCAAACGCCUAAGAAGGAAGAAAGAAUUUAUGCCCAAUUUCUCUAUGGAAUACCUUACAACUGCCGAGGGCGUUUUACGUGCGUUGUUCUGGGCCGAUGGUGAUACAAAGAGAAAUUUUAAUAUUUUUGGGGAUGUUGUGUCGUUCGAUGCUACUUAUCGUCGUAACAAGUAUAAUAUGAUGUUUGUACCUUUUACCGGCGUUGACAAUCACUAUCGUAAUGUUACCUUGGGUGCUGCUAUUAUAGGGGAUGAAACUGCCGAAACAUAUAGCUGGUUGCUCAACGCAUUUCGGCAGGCGUUUGGACGCGCACCACCUGUGAUUGUAACUGAUCAAGACCCAACGAUGAGGAAAGCUAUUCAAGAUACUUGGCCUGAAAGUAGGCACAGGCUUUGCAUGUGGCAUAUAAUCGAGAAACUCACUACCAAGGUUGGCGCCAACCUAUGCAAUAGCACUGAUUUUAAGAAGAGGUUGUGUGAUAUUGUUUGGACCGAUGCCUUACUGCCAGAACAGUGUGAAAAUGAAUGGGGUGUUAUAUUGGCUGAUUUUGAUUUGCUGAAUCAUGAAUGGUUACAGUCAAUGUAUCAGAUUAGGGAUACAUGGAUCCCUGCGUAUUAUCGCGAUCAACACAUGUCUGGGCUGAUGCGUACCUCAUCACGUUCGGAGAGUGAGAACCAUUUCUUUGGGCAGUUUUGCAACCCGAAUUGUACCCUUGUUGAAUUCUUGGGGCAUUUUGAUUCUGCAAUCGAAGCCCAAAGACACGAGCACAGGAAGAAUGAUCACGAUACUAGGCACACGAACCCCCAAAUAUUUGCAAAAGAGUUUGUCUUAGAGCAACAGGCGACAUCCAUUCACAAGUGUGCUGUUGGAAAAUGGGAGGAUAGAGAGGAUAACUUUGUGAACUUCUUUGUGAAGGACUUUUCUCAAGCGUGUACUACAUUUUUUCAGGUUAUGAUGCGGCAGCUAGACAUGACCGUUAGUUGCUCAUGCAAUAGGCAGUUCCCUGAAAGGUACAUAAUGCGACGGUGGACAUGGGAAGCUAUUCCUAACAGUGCGCCGGGAGCGAUAUUGGGGAUUAGUGAAAGUGAUGAUCGGUACCAGCAAGUUAAUGGUGUUGUAAGGGAGAUAACAAGGUCAGCCGAGUCUCUUAUUAACAGGUUGGUUUAUAACUUUGAUGCGUUGUGCGCUUUUAGGGACCAUGUUGUCCAGUAUCAAUCGACCGCUGAUCAGGCAGUCGUAAACGCUCCCCCUAGGAGUCGUCGCGAUAGGUUUGCUGAAAUAACUGGAUACACGCAAGAAACACCUGUAACUGUUCGUAUGCCGAAAACCGUUAGAUUUAAAGGUAUGGGCAAUCCUUCUAGAAUGAAGAGUAAUCGUGAAAUUGCCAUUAUUCAAUCUGCGAAGAAAAAAAAGGGUCGCGAAUGUGGCAAUUGCAAACGUCGGGGGCAUAAUAGACGUACCUGCUCGUUCCCGGCAAGGGAAAAUGCCGACGACUCCUCAGAAAGUGAUGAAGCGGAUCUUGAAGGAGACGACGAAGAGGAGCUAGAAGAUGUGGCAGGUGAAGGAGACGACGAAGAGGAGCUAGAAGAUGAAGAGCAAGAGUAG